Molecule: messenger RNA, 1708 nt
Organism: Arachis duranensis
Lineage: Eukaryota; Viridiplantae; Streptophyta; Magnoliopsida; Fabales; Fabaceae
Product: histone deacetylase 2
Exons: 14
Coding region: 144-1376 (410 amino acids)
Molecular function (GO): histone deacetylase activity
Source: RefSeq, a predicted model, not a curated record
AUCAACAUCAACACCGCCCGUGUCGAGUUGAACUCGGAGCGAGUUAACUCGUCGAACAUUCCAUUCUGCCAUUGAUAAGUUCUUAUCAGUUAUCGCUUCCGCAGUCCGAGUUCAAGAACGAGCUAGGAAAGUUCCACCGAUUCAUGAGUUUCACUUUCAUCCAAAAAUUCGUUACUGAGUCGACUCGCUUCCCUUACACCUCCGCUUUUGUUCUCGCGUUCAUCACUGUCGCAGUAGCUGCCGUCAGAUUCCGCCGUCUGUCCAAACCGACGUCGUUUACGAUGUCUUCUUCAUCAGUAAACGACCCUGUUCAGCGCAACCGCAUCUUCUCGAGCAAGCUCUACUUCGAUGUGCCUCGCUCCAAGGUUCCGAUUAUCUAUUCUGAAUCAUAUGACAUAUCCUUUCUCGGCAUUGAGAAACUGCACCCGUUUGAUUCUUCUAAAUGGGGGCGAGUUUGUAGAUUCCUAGUGUCGUUUGGUGUUCUGGAUAAGAAAUGCAUUGUUGAGCCUCUUGAAGCUUCAAAGGAUGAUCUUUUAGUGCACGUUAACACAUUUUGUUAUAUGGAGUGGAAGAUGAUAUGUGAACUGAAAGUUAACUUUCUUACUGCACACCUUUCUGAAGAAGAAAAGGUACCCUUUCUUAAAAAUGUGGCUACAAUAAUUGAGGUCCCUCCGGUGGGGUUAUUUCCUAAUUGUCUUGUGCAACAAAAAGUUCUUCAUCCAUUCCGGAAGCAGGUUGGUGGAACUAUUUUGUCUGCAAAACUUGCAAAAGAGAGAGGAUGGGCCAUUAAUGUAGGAGGAGGAUUUCAUCACUGCUCUGCAGAAAAAGGAGGUGGAUUUUGUGCUUAUGCAGAUAUUUCUCUUUGCAUCCACUUUGCUUUGGUUCGGUUGAAUAUAUCGAGGGUGAUGAUCAUUGAUCUUGAUGCACAUCAAGGAAAUGGCCAUGAAACAGACUUUGCCUAUGAUAGCCGAGUCUACAUUUUGGACAUGUACAACCCUGGAAUAUACCCUUUGGAUUAUGAGGCAAGGAACUACAUAAAUCAGAAAGUUGAAGUGAAGAGUGGGACACUCACGGAAGAUUACCUGCAGAAAUUAGAUGAAGCACUAGAGGUUGCUGGGCGUAGCUUUGACCCUGAGUUGAUAGUUUACAAUGCCGGAACUGACAUCUUAGAUGGUGAUCCAUUAGGAAGGUUAAAGAUCAGUCCUGAUGGGAUUACCCUCAGAGAUGAGAAAGUUUUUCGGUUUGCUCGUGAGAAGAACAUUCCUAUUGUCAUGCUCACGUCAGGUGGUUAUAUGAAAUCCAGUGCUAGAGUCAUUGCAGAUUCAAUAGUCAAUCUGUCCAAGAAAUGCUUGAUAGAAGACAAACAGGAUUCCUAAGGCUGCCAAAGGAUGCUCCUUGCUUGCACCUUAUGAGAUUAUAUUAUGAUCAAUUAACAAAAAAGGUCUGUUGUAAAGAUAUUUAGAUCUCGAAAGCAACUGGAUUAGAAUGUUUCCACUGAUCCUUUUGUGUGUUUAUUUUGUUAGUUUCCCAAGGGUAUCCUGCCUGCCACUACCAGGUAGUGAAAAAGAAAGAAUGAACUCUACAUGAAUAUUCUGUAAAUAUGUCAGUGUAUCUUAUACAUACGUUUAUCCCUCUUCUUUUUAAUUCUUAUUUGUGUUCCAAUAAUGGAUGGAUGAGAAAACUGUCAAGCUUCUUUUUUCCUUUUUAA